AAACCCGGGGUUCAUUGCCGGCGCCGUGAUUGCGUCAAGACGCAGUGUGCAAGCGUGAGCCAGUCGGUGGAGGCUUUAAGUAGCGGCGGUCGAGGGGCUGCUGGGUUUGCGCGGCGGCUCCGGCGGAUUGUUGCCCCAGGUUUGCCAAAAUGGCAGAAAAUGGAGUAGCACAAGAAAUGACUCCACUUGAGAAGAAAAUAUGUGAACAGAUUGAAUAUUACUUUGGCGAUCACAAUUUGCCAAGAGAUAAAUUUCUCAAAGAACAGAUCAAGUUGGAUGAUGGCUGGAUACCCCUAGAAACCAUGAUUAAGUUUAACAGGUUAAGUCGUCUAACAACAGAUUUCACUGUAAUAGUAGAAGGUCUCAAGAAAUCCAAAAGUGGACUUUUAGAAAUCAGUGAGGACAAAUCCAAAAUCCGCCGUUCUCCUAACAAGCCUCUUCCCGAAUUUGAGGAGUAUAAAAACUCUAUUAAAGCCAGAUCUGUCUAUGUCAAAGGCUUUCCUACAAGUGCAACACUUGAUGAGAUUAAGGACUGGUUUGAUGAAAAUGGACCUGUGGAAAAUAUACAAAUGAGAAGAACAUUGCAGAAGCAGUUUAAGGGAUCGGUAUUUGUCGUCUUUGACAGUCUAGAUUCGGCUACAAAAUUUGUAGAAGCUCCAGGGUGGAAGUAUAAAGAAACUGAAAUGAUUGUACUUUUCAAAGAUGCUUAUUUUCAGAAAAAAGCCGAAGACAGAAAGCAGUAUAAAGCAAAAUCUAAAAUUGAUAAAGAACAGAAAAAUACUGAAGAUGUGCUGGGCAAGAAAUCUUUUGAAGAAAGAACUGGGUGCUUGCUGAAGUUUGCUGGUGAUUUGACCGAUCAGACAUGCAGGGAAGAUAUUCAUGAAAUAUUCUCCACUCAUGGUGAAAUACAGUGGAUAGAUUUUAUAAGGGGUGCUAAAGAGGGAAAUAUCCUUUUCAAAACAAAUGCAAAAGAAAUACUUGAAAAGGCAAAAGCAGCUCAUGAUGGAAAAUUGCUUUUGAGAGACAAAGAAGUGACUUGGGAAACGGUUGAUGGUGAAGAGGAAAAGUCAAUUUUAAAGAAGAUAAUAGAAGACCAACAGGAAUCUCUGAACAGACAUAGAGCCAAAGCGCGAAAAGGUCGGGGUAAAGGAAGAAGUAGUAAAGGAGGCUGCGGACCACAAAGGGUUCAGUUUCAAGGCAAGAAAACAACAUUUGAGGAUGAAGACAGUGACGAAGCGCAGGAAACUGGAGAGGCUGCAGCUACAAGUCCAAAGAAGCGAACACUUGAAGAAACUGAAUCUGUGAAUGAACCUGCAGCAAAACAGCCAAAAACAGAAAAUGAAUCUGGUGAUCAAUGAGAUUGUUUUGUGUUGUAUAAAAAGAACAAGUUGAGCACAUGUCCCAUCCAAGGAGUCUUCACUGUUUAAUUCAGACAGCCUCGACAUUGCAUUCUUCAAUGGAUUUAUUUAGCUGAGAACCGAAUGAAGUCCACUUCAAUGUCAAUCUGCAAUUUAAACAAGUGCACUGCUGUAAAUUUGAAGAUGCCUUAAUUGCAUGCUUAAGUGUGGAUGUUUUUAUAAAAACUUUGUUAAAACAUAUAUUUUGGUGUAAUGCAAUAUUAGUUUCCUAUAUGGAUAUAUGGUGGGAACUAAAUAUUGUGUAAUUCAAGUAGUAAAGAUUAACAUUUUUAUUUAUAAAAAUACAAUACUGCUAGUAUGCAAAUCUCAGCUCGGCACAUGCAAUGGAUUUGAUACCAAUCUGUAGUUUUAUCUACCAUCUUUAAUUGGAUCAAAAAUGGACAAAGAAACACAAUCUAAAUGUGUAUUAAAUCUUUAUGCUUUGGAAUGGGUAGGAAUUGCAAAUAGUUGUGCAUUGUUGUUAGUACAUUAGAUUAAGAAACCAAGUUGAAUAAAACCAUGGUAAUUUUCAUCAACCCAAAUAGUUUGAUAAUUUGCAAAUUGCUUUGAGAAUUUGUUGCUAAAUUUGAGGGAAGGUGGAAAAUGAGGGUAAUUAUCAAUCUAGAAAUUGUAACAAUUUUUGUACUUUGAGUUCCUUGAAAUGUGUGCUUGGAUCUAAAAUUAAAAUUUCAUUUAUUGAUUUAGAA
Hypanus sabinus (Atlantic stingray) is the source of this 2104-nucleotide messenger RNA. RefSeq names its product small RNA binding exonuclease protection factor La (gene ssb). Gene Ontology annotation, cellular component: cytosol; nucleus; cytoplasmic stress granule. Gene Ontology annotation, biological process: RNA processing; positive regulation of translation. The transcript is spliced from 12 exons. Bases 150 to 1358 code for a protein of 402 amino acids. The record is from RefSeq and is a predicted model, not a curated record. NCBI's taxonomy places the organism in Eukaryota, Metazoa, Chordata, Chondrichthyes, Myliobatiformes, Dasyatidae. Gene Ontology annotation, molecular function: RNA binding.